UCGUCCUAGACCCUUAGCGUCGCUCUCACGGUCACGUGCCGCGAUUGCAACAAAUCAAAUCGCCGGUCGGAUAUUAAAAAGGAACAACAACAUAGGUUCGACUAAGUCAUACGUAAUGUUAUAUCGCGAUCGAAAUAUUUUUGUACAGCGAGUCUCGGUGUUGACACGAUCGGACGUAACAGAGUGUUCUCCGGAAGGAAGUACGAUUAUUUCUUGAUAAAUAAUUCUGGUUACAAUCGAAUCAACAAGGACUAAACCACACAGGUCACCCAUCUCUGAAAGAACUAACCAAGUACUAGCGGUGAACGCAUCCAAGGACAAUCACGGGUACCGAUCUGCAGUCGAUGACCCUGAGGAUCGAUCGACCUUCGUGUCGAUCGGCACUUGGUGCAUCGUAAACAGACGUGGGAUACGUGGUACGACCAAGGGAAGAGGCGUUUCAACCGAGAGAGUCACCGAAAGCAUCCUAGAAGAAGAGGACUGUCUUCUAUUUCGAGCUUGCGUCUCUCUGUGACGUCACGUGGACGAAAAUAUCGCGCGGUUAGGGAGGUGCAGUCGUGGCCCUGAUGUGUGGUCCAGGUCUCAAUCUUUCCCAGACUCCCAAAAAUUCCCAGCGGCUACGCUCUUAGAAGAUUUCCUGUUAACCGAUCGGCCGAACGUACGCGCGGCCACCGAUAAAUCCAUUCUCCUCAUUGUACCCGAAAGGUUUCCCUUGCGUCGCCCGUCGGGAUCAGUGAACCGCGAGAGCAGGAUCGCGGAAGAUUUCCCCGAGCGCGAGAACACGUUUCGAGAAAAGUGGGUCGUAACUCUCCCACGUAAAACCGAUCCCCACCUCGCCGUGCCGACGUCCAGGAGUCCGUCAGUGGCACAUCGUACACGUCCUACAGAGGAUCCUCGACGUCUACCGCGGCUCUCGCGAUCCCCGAGAGCUGAAUAUACCACCCCCGAGUUUCACCAGGUGGACCUGAUCGAGAAAGAAAGUCGAGCGUGAUCGGAAGAAACCCUGCGACAGCGCUGAAGAAGAAUGCCAGGCGCCGGUGGUCAACCACCGCAGAGGACCACCUUCAGACCGCCAUGGGUCAAGGAUGGUCCGAACCCUCUGCCGAUGCCGACUGCACCCUGGACACUUAACUCCAGGAGAGACUCCAAAUCGAAGGCCGAAGAACCGCCGGCGUUUACUCAAGUUACUCUCAAAAGUGUGGCGAAGCCAGAAGCAAAACCAGUAGCGAAACCGGAAGCAAAAACAGUAGUGAAACCAGAAGUAAAAACAGUGGUGAAACCGGAAGUAAAACCAGCGGCAGAACCUCAAUCUCGCAAACAGAGCAAAAUCACAAUAAUCCCGGCACAGCCAAAAACCGAGAAGAAUACGACCAGUAAACCGGCACCGAAGCCCCGCGAGAAUGGACGACAAGAGCCAAAUUCGAGGCCACAGCUCGAACGACAGGUUCGAAUCGAGAGGUCUCGAUCUCGAGGUGACACUAUACCUCUCUCCAAGAGUGAGAGUAGUACAGGCGCACCGACGCUGUCGAAGAGCUCUUCGAGGGCAGCGAUCCCGCCGCCGCCGCCGCCGCGACCACCGCCACCGCCACCCAGCCGAACGAUCCUGAAGGACCUUCCGCCGCUCAACGAGUCGCAACAAGAGAAACUGGAGAUGCUGAAGUCGAGGCCACGGAAACGUCCCGACUGGGCGAGCAUGAUGAAGGAGGUGGAGAGCGGAAAGCGAUUGAGACACGUGAAGUGCAACGACAGGAGCGCGCCCCUGAUCGAGAGGGUGAACAAGGUCACUGCCGAUCCAGCAGGGAAGGCACACUUUGUGUUCGAAUCCGAAAAGUCGAACAUGCAUAACCAAUUGCUGAAGCAGAUUCAGGAGGGCGUGAAACUGAAGAGCGUGAAGACGAACGAUCGGUCGAAACCGAUGCUCGAGGGACUGAGGAAAUUCCGGAGGCAGCUGACGAUAGAGGAACAAAUGCAAAAGGCUGACGAGCCUACGGACGAUUCGAUUUCGGAUGAUAUGGACGACAUCGAUGCGGUCAGGGACGAUCUGCAGAGUACGAAGCAAAUGCUUGCUUUGGAGUUAAGAAACAAGGAGGCUUUGGAGAGGGAUAACAAGAGAUUACAAGUAUCCCCUUUACAGGCAAGGAUUUUGAAUCUUGAAGCUGAGCUCGACAGACAAAAAUCUACGAAAACCGUACAAGAACACAGAAAACAGGACGAGAAACUCACAGAGUCAUUGAAACAGGAAGCUCAGCAGGCCAGGAAAGAGGCUGAGAAGUUUGAGAAAGACUAUAUGAAUGUAGCAGAAGAGAGGGAUAAAAUGAAGAACGAAUUGGAGGAGAUGAGGAGAAUGUAUGCUGCUUUGGAGAGGCGUAUGAAAGCUGAGCUUGAGCAAGAGCUUGAGCAAGAGCUUGAGCAAGAGCUUGACGUUGAGCCGAUAAUAGAGCUAGCAGACGAUAGCGACGACGCAGCAUGGUACAAUGUUUCAGGAAUGGCACUGGCUGGUUGUCCAAGUGCAAAAGAUGUAGCAAAAGUGGCUUCUCAAAAGAGUAUAGAUAAGAGAGAGCCAAGCGAAAGCGAAGAAGAUGAAGAGGAAAGCACAGAAGAAGAAGAGGAAGAUGACGAUCCAAAGAUUGCAGCUGAAAAAAGAUUGCAGAGGGAGAUCAAACUUUUAUCAACAAAGAUCAAGAAUUCCAAGGACAAAGCCGUAAAUGCUAGAAAAGAGAGGCAUGCAUUGAAAGAUCAAAUUAAGCAACAGCAAAAAAUGUUGAAAGAAGAGAAAAGGAAAUUUAAACGUCUUCAGAAAGAAGUUGAUAAAAUGGCAAAUUUAAUGUCAGAAACUGAUGAAGAUAAAGAUGAGGAAGAAGAGGAAGAGGAAGAAGAAGAGACAGAGUCUGAAGAAGAGUCUGAAUCAGAAGAAUCUGAAGAAGAGGAAGAUUCUGAGACAGAAAAUGAGGAUGAUUCAUUAGAAGGUCAAAGAGACUUAUUACAGAAACGAGCCAAAAAGCAUGAAGGACGUUUAGCUGCAUUAAAGAAGGGUAAUUAUUUACUCAAAGCACAAGUUGACAGACUGAAAGAUGAUUUAGCGAAGCAACGAGAAGAAAGUAUCUCUUUACAAGAAGAUCUAGACUCUGUCUUAGCAGAAUUAGGUUAAGUUAAUUUAAGGAACAGUGAAAGCUUACUAUGGACAAUUGUAUACAUACACAUAUAAGUAUUACAUAUGAAAAUAUAGAAAAUUUUCUGCCUGAAAAUUCAGACACGCAAAUACACGCACUCACCUAAAUGUAUUUUAUAGGAUACCUCACACUUGAAUCAAAUUUUCUGUUCAGUUUUAUCCGUAGCGUAUGAAAUUACUACUCUUUAAUAACGACUAGUGAACAGAAUAAUUUGUUUUCUCCAGUAUCUAUGGAAAAUGUACUGGAAGCGUUACGAAUCAAAAGAGAAACAUACCAUAAACUAUACCACAUGCCUAUCGAUCAAAACAAAAGACAAAAGAGAUGUAAAUUUUCUAUACAUUAACCAUUGCUCAUCAUAUUUCGCAGAAAAAAAAAUCUUUAUACGAAAAUAUUGGAAACGUUUUUCCUUUUUUUGCUAUAAUAUUGUAUAAUAUUUUUAAAUAAAAGACAAUCGUUAGUCGAUGAUAAAACUUUCUGAUAGGUUAUCACAAACAAAAAGUCAACAACACUCACAUGCUUAUAUAACUGAAAUACAAUCGACGAGCAGGUUUUCCAGAAUUUACAAACUUUAUUUUUUUUAACGAUGACUUCUCUUUUAUUUAGAAUACACGAUGACAUAAAUGUGUUUAUUAUAUACUUUUGUAACUACAAAAAGAAAAUCCACUACCACCCGUUAGAGUGGCCUGAAAAGAUAUGCACAUAUGACGUGAGACAAAAUCCCUAGCAUAUUCCUUGAAUGCAUUGGCGUCGUAAAGUAAACAUUGAAUACACUUAUAAAUUUAUUUACAUGUUUAGUUGUUGCCGCUCAGCAAAUGUACAAAUCUCUCUUUUUUCUAUGAUUGUGUGACGAAACAGUUCUUGUGUUGUUUUAUAAUUAUUCGACUAAUAUGACUAACUAUAAUAAAAGUAAAAUUGUAAAAUACACAGUGUCACUAAAACGAACAGGUAAGGACGAUGCCGAAGUUUUUAAAAUUUAAAAUUAUAUUUGAAAAUCAGAAUAUCGCUAUAGUUCUCUGUGGAUUACAUAUUCUAUACAAUGGUGUUGUAGUUUUUAGAACAUUAGUCGUACCUUAAGUAUUUUUAAGCAUGCUUGAAUUAUAAAAAUGUAUUCGCGUUUGAACAAUUCCGCGUCAACAAGUGUGAUGACAACAUUGCACUGCGAGCUAAGUUGAAAAAAUAAGCUGAACUUUUAUUAGUGCGGAUAGUUCAUGCAUCUUUCGAGUGACACACUGAGAAAGAUGUAUUCGUUAAACCGCGCGUAACACCUUGCGUACGCGACGAAGUUCGUGAAACAACGGAGGCAUUAAAGUGCAGGUAAUUAAAUUCUUAUUGCUCUCCAUUAUUAUUAUUAUUAUCACUCUCAAAUUAUGCACAUAAUAUGCA
Messenger RNA from Nomia melanderi (Alkali bee), 4553 nucleotides. NCBI's taxonomy places the organism in Eukaryota, Metazoa, Arthropoda, Insecta, Hymenoptera, Halictidae. The record is from RefSeq and is a predicted model, not a curated record.